Molecule: messenger RNA, 2898 nt
Organism: Arabidopsis thaliana (thale cress)
Lineage: Eukaryota; Viridiplantae; Streptophyta; Magnoliopsida; Brassicales; Brassicaceae
Product: U3 ribonucleoprotein (Utp) family protein
Exons: 10
Coding region: 122-1975 (617 amino acids)
Biological process (GO): rRNA processing
Cellular component (GO): small-subunit processome; nucleolus
Source: RefSeq, marked reviewed
CCGAAAAGAACGAACCGGAUACUAACCGAAACCGGGAUUUGAACACUUAAGGUUAAGGGUCGAGAAACCCUACGAAAGUGUAUCUCUCUCAAUCUCGACAGGUUUCAAAACAGAGACAGUCAUGGGAGGAGGAGAGAAGAGGAAAUCUAGUUUCAAAAACCUAGCUAAUGCAAAGAAGAGGAGAACAGGACCUCACUUACCUAGCUCAAUACUCAAGACCAUUGCGAAUGAGAAACGUCCUUUGAACUCUGACGAAGGAGACGAUGAGAUUGAUUCUGCUUACGGUGAUUUUUACGAGUACGAAGAAGGUGUGCCUGAAGAGGAAUCUAGGAAAAACAACCGCUACGAACGCGUCGUUAACUACGAAUUCGAGCUUGCAGAGGAUUGCGAGGAUGAAAACGUGGAGUCAGAAGAUGAUGAUGAUGAUGAUGAUGAUGAUGAUGAUGAUAGGCACUCACGAAUGUUGAAAAAUGUCACUGAAUUGCCAAUUUCAGCCUUUCAAGGAGAGAGUAAGAACAAACGUGUAGUCUUUACUGAACCAUAUCCAGAGUCUGAAUUCAAUCCUACCCGUGAUGUUCUGGAGGGUAAAUCCCUCACCACAAUUGAUGACUUUAUGGAGCCUCUUCAAGGAUUACAUGGAAAUAGCCAACUAAGCAAUAUGAUCUCCCGGAUGCGAAAAGAUACGCAGUCUCUUGUUCAUGCUCCUCUGCCAAAGCCAGAACAAGAAAGACUGGAACGGGAUGUAGCGAAUGAACUGGUUUACAAGGGGUUUGAUAUUUGGGUGCCUCUGGUAAAAAGGAACAGAGAGGCACCAACUAUUUACUUUAACCAAGAUGUCAAUGUUGGAUACUCUACCGUUGGUGCUAUAGCAUCACAAUUUCAUCCCAGGACUGAAUUUGAGAUGAAAAUGGCUUCUCUACUCGAUGAUCAUGAGAUUUUGGAGGCUCACAAAGAAGAUGGAGCUAGGCUUCUUGAAUUCAACGAGGUAUCUAUGGAAGAUCACAUCAAGAGACGUAACCAUGUUGCUAAGAUGCGGAGCAUGCUCUUCCGAGUUGACCUGAAACAUAAACGAAUCAAGCAGAUUAAGUCUAAAACAUAUCAUCGCCUUAAAAACAAAGACCUGAAUCAAUCGGGUGUUGGAGCAUUCAUGGAGCCAGCAAUGGCUAAAGAAGAGGCUAAGAAGCAGGAGGCGAGGCGAGUAAAGGAACGUAUGACUUUAAAGCACAAAAACACAGGACAAUGGGCCAAACGCAUGCUAAGCCGUGGACUGAAUAGGAAAUACGAUGUGACUCAGGCAGCUCUAUCUAAACAACUUCAAAUUCAUGCUACUUUGUCCAGAAAGAUGAACUCCACAAAAGAUGAAAGUAGUAGUGAUGAGGAAGAUUUGAAUGAUGGUUCAGAUCAGGAUACUUCUAAACUGAUAGCGGAAGCAAAGGAGAAGAUACUGAAAACUGUGGACGAUGAUGAAGUCCCCAUUUCUCGUCUUAUGUCAUUACCUUUCAUGGCUCGUGCUGUGAAAAAGAAAAACGAGGAAGCUAAAGAAGAAGGUAAACGUGAUAUUGAGGAGUUGGAGAAAUUUGGUGGAGCAGAAACCUCUAAAAAGUCCACUAAUGUUGUUGGUAGAAGAGUAUUUGGUGCAGAAGCUCCAAAAGAGUCUGAAAAGGAAUCAGACAACCUUUUUGAUAACAGUGAUAGUAGUGACAAUGAUAUGGAAGAUAAUGAGUUAGAGGCUGUAAAAGAUAAUGCUUCACCUGCUAGAAACACUGAAACCAUUAUGGAAGCCGAGAAGUUGGAUGAUAUUGCUGGAAACCCAGCAUCUAAGACAACAUUUGAUGUCGCCUUAUAUGCAUCAGGCUCCUGGAAGAAGAUGACAGGCUGCAAAAACGCAGAAUCCAAAAAAGCUUCAAAGACGCAUGUGCCCAUUUCGCAGUCCCAAGAUAAAAAGGUUUCUUUUCUUCAAAUCACAAUGGAAUGAUACUACUAAUUUCUUCCUUAAUUUAUCCCCGUUCCAGUUUUAGCCUACUCAUGUGUUUUUCUUUGCUCGCUUUGUGUAUUUACUCUUUAAAAUCAUUUAAGGAAUCGAGUGAUUCAGAAAGUGAUGAUUCAGAAAGUGAUGAUUCAGAGAGUGAAGCAGAGCAAAUGGUUGAUGGGAUUUUGACAUGCGGUUCAAAGGAAACGUAUGAAAUUCCUUGUCAAGCAGAGCUUGUAAGCCGUGCUUUUGCUGGUGAUGACGUUGAAGGUGACUUUGAGAAGGAUAAGCAAGAGGUACUAAAUCAGGAAGUUCCUGAACCCGAGAAACCGGUUCAAGUUGCUGGUUGGGGACAUUGGACCAAUAACCAAAACAAGAGAGGUUUACCAUCAAGGAUUGUUAGAGAACACGAAGAAGCCAAGAAAACGAGAGAGCAAGCUCUCAGAAAAAGGAAAGACGCUUCUUUCAAACAUGUUAUCAUAUCAGAAAAAGUUGAUAAAAAGGCUGAGAAACUUCAGACAAAGAGUCUACCUUACCCUUACACAUCAAAGGAAGUUUUCGAACAAAGUAUGCGUAUGCCUAUAGGACCUGAGUUUAAUCCCACAACUAUUGUUGGAGUUCUAAACCGACCUGAGGUUGUGAAGAAAGCUGGAGUGAUCAUUAAACCUGUCAAGUUUGAGGAAGUAAAUCCGAAUGACGAACACCCUCGUAGCCAUCAGAAACAAAAACCCAAGAAAAAAGGUGGUAAGUAAAACCAAUAGAGGUCAGAGCAAAGUAAAGGACCAAUGAUUUUGCAUUCUCAAACUUAUUUAGACACAAAACUUUGAUCCCAACGGUACCAUUUUUCUUUGUAUUUUUUGUCUUAUUUAUAAAAGAAACAUUUAAAAAGGUUUUAUUUCAUAGCUCUUCAAAUCCUUGUUCAUCACCAU